This is a messenger RNA of Vitis riparia (riverbank grape), 1073 nucleotides long. Its product is annotated as coiled-coil domain-containing protein 25. Lineage: Eukaryota; Viridiplantae; Streptophyta; Magnoliopsida; Vitales; Vitaceae. The coding region runs from base 122 to 769 and encodes 215 amino acids. The transcript is spliced from 6 exons. The record is from RefSeq and is a predicted model, not a curated record.
UUCGUUAACUUAUCUACGAAUCUCCAAACCCUAAAAGCGCUCUCUCUCUCAUCCACAAACGCUAAAACUCAAACCUUUUGGGCAGUUUGGCGUUGAGGAGAGCCUAAGAAGCGAAUCAACGAUGGUUUUCUACUUCAAAGCCCGACCAGAGGCUGGUGAUUACACCAUUUUCAUGGGUCUCGAUAAGCACGAGAACGAAGAGUUGAUCAAAUAUGGUUUCCCCGAAGACAUCUGGUUUCAUGUGGAUAAGAUGUCCUCAGCCCAUGUUUAUGUAAGAUUGCACAAGGGUCAGACAAUUGAUGAUAUAAGUGAAGGUUUACUGGAGGAUUGUGCUCAGCUUGUCAAAGCAAACUCCAUCCAAGGCAACAAGGUGAACAAUGUUGACGUCGUAUACACUCCAUGGCACAAUCUAAAGAAAAGUGCUUCUAUGGAUGUUGGCCAAGUUGGUUUUUACAAUUCAAAAAUGGUACGCACUGUGAGAGUGGAGAAGCGAAUAAAUGAGAUAGUUAAUAGAUUGAACAGGACAAAAGUAGAAAGGAAACCAGAUUUAAAAGCUGAGCGAGAAGCAGUUAAUGCAGCAGAAAGAGCUGAGAGAAAACUUCAGCUGAGAGAUAAAAAACGUAGGGAAGAAAUGGAAAGGCUUGAAAAAGAGAGACAAGCAGAGAUAAGGAGCUACAAGGGUUUGAUGGUCUCUGAAAAGAUGACUUCUAACAAACAGAUUGCAUCAGCAAACAAGUCGUUGCAAGAACUGGAAGACGACUUCAUGUAAACGCAUGGUAUGGUGUUGUUCCAUUGGUUGCAAAAACUUUGCUGCCCAAACCAAAGUUGGAAAUUUGGAAUUUCUUCUCUUUAUGAUUCUUAAUUGCUCCCCUUCAAAUGAAUCGCCUCAGUCCUAAAACUAGUUAUUAAUAUCAAAUGAGAAAAGAUAAAAAAGAAAAAGGGAUUUGCAACUAGUAACUAUAUGUACUGUAAGAUAAUAAAUCUAAAUUUUCAUUGAUGGCCUAUUAAUACUUUUUGUAUUCUGAUCUAUAAAACAAAAUGUGUUUGUUAUUUUGGUUUGGUGAUUGGUUUUA